AAAAUUGUACAAGACAAAAAUAUUUACGACGAAGAGAAAGAUUUGGAAGAGAUAGUUGAGACAUAAGUAAAGAACUAGAAAAACGAUAGUCAAAAUUGCGAGAAAUAACACGAGAAGCAAGUUUGUUUACAGAGUCAAGAACUCUGAUUGCUCAUCUGUACUACGUGCCGUCUCGUCCAUGAAAUCAGCAUUUUAUUGAAUCUUGACUGUCUCUCUCAUUCUAUAGUCGUCUAUUAUUUUUAGCAUGUAUGCAUGGCGACGAAUAAAAACUAUUUACUACACAACCUUGGAACAAAUAAUGGAACAAUAUCUUUAGGACUAGCUCCAAACUCAAACACCCAAGUCCAGACCUUGCAGGUAAGCAUGUUUGACUCUUUUACAGAUUGGUCAUCUCUCUAAUAGUAGCACGCUGUGUAGCGUGAGGGCGACAGUAAUAGUAGCAGUAUUUAUUCAUGAAGAGUGAGAGUCAUCAAAGGUUCCCGAUCUCUAAUAAUAAUGACUCGAGCCAAACAACAACAGAAGAAACUAUAAAUAGAGAAAUAAAAAAAACAAGUAAACUAGUGUACGAGUUGGGGGCAGUGGUGGAUCCAGCCCACGAGCGGCCACUCGUAUCUUUUAACCAGAAAACUAUUUUUUUAUCAGCAGAACUCUUUUAAAAUAAUUUGUUUCUAUGACGACCGUAUGUAUCUCGCACUUUUAUCGUAUACCACACGUAGCAAAGAAUAAUUCUGGAUCCGCCACUGGUUGGGAGAUGCUCAAUCUAUAGAAGUGUUCUCAAACUAUCGAAAAACAAAAAAAUCAAUUUCGUAUGAAUGGAAAUUUGAAUAAGUGAAUGUAGGAAAUUUCUUAUUCUUCAGGCGAGAAAAAGAGAACUUGAAGCGAAUUGUUAUGGAAAAAUAAUAAAAAAAUAUGCGGCAUUAUUUGAAAAUUGUUUCUUAGGUUGUCCCAGCACAAAUAAGCUCACAUUUGAGAGACAUUGAUUCUUAUUCUGCCAAAAUUAGUGGCAAUACCAGUAGCAGUGAACAAGAUCGAACAAAUACGAAUCCAAACAAUCAUUUAACAAAUCCACCAUACAACGAGCUUUUGAGCGAAGGAAAUUGUAUUAUAAAAGAAGAACAUAUUACUGAUACUGAAGAAGAGGGAGAAAACAACAAUAAAGUAUCUGACUCACAACAAAACUUAAUCCUGGAUGGUAGUACUAACCCAACUUCAACGUCAUCGUCGAAUAAGAAACAUAAAACGGCAAAUUUCACAAGUAACAUAGAACAACAUAGUGGUUCACAAACAAAAUUAAGUAGUUCAACUUCUUCUUCAUCAGCACAGCAACAUAAUUCAAACGGUAUCCGUCCCGAUCAACAAACAGGACUACCCAAUGAUCUACCAUCAGCUUAUAAAGUUUCAACAACUGGUUUAAAUAAUUUAUCACCAUCAUCAUCGUCAUCUUCCACUAACACACCUACAACAUCUUCAUCACGUCAUGAUUGUAAACCACAUACAGAAGAUCCAUCACGCAAACGUGAAAUGAGAUUACAGAAAAAUCGUGAAGCAGCUCGUGAAUGUCGACGAAAGAAAAAAGAGUAUAUUAAAUGUUUAGAAGAACGUGUUACAGGACUAGAAAAUCAAAAUAAAGCAUUAAUCGAAGAAUUAAGACAAUUAAAAGAACUUUAUUGUCAAAGUCAUAGUACAACAACAACAGAAUCUGACAUUAAUUUAUUAACCGAACAUACACGCCGUAUGUCAGCAUCCAUGUCAGAAACAUCAACUCCAAUACAGCUUCCUCUUUCACCGUUGACAUCAUCUGGACCAACAUCUCUUUUUCUUCCAUGGGAUCGAUUAAAAUAUUGGCUUCAUGCAAUUGUUGUUGUGACAUUUGAUUUAGAAUUGGGACAAUCCAUUGAACUUCUGUUACCGCAUCAUUGUAAAUUAUCGGAUAAAGAAAAAUUAAAUUUAUGUUAUUUAUCAUUUCCUGAUGCAAAUUCAACAUUUUUAGGUGAUACACAAUAUCAUUUUCGUAUUAAACAUGAUUCAUGGUCAUCUAGUUCAUCUCAGCGUUAUCAUCUUCCAUCUUCAAUGUCUUACUAUGAACAUUAUAAUCGAAUUGUACCAUCAGUAUUACAAGUUGAUCCUAAUUAUUUAUAUGGUUACGUUCAUUUUCGACAAGUACGGGAUAAGAGCAUUAAACGUGGCUAUUUUCAGAAAUCCGUUGUUCUUUUAUCGAAACUGCCAUUUAUUUCAUUAUUUUUAUCCAUUGUUAGCCAAUUGGGACCAAAUUAUUUUGAACUAGGUUUGACAAGUUUAGAGACAUGCUGUCAUCUAAUGGACAACCAAUGGCCAGAACCAGAACCAGGGAAAACAUUAUUAUUACCGUUGCUCGGAAAUGUUUUACAAGUUAGAAUACCCACUCAUGGUGAUAAACCGUUUUCAUCGUCUGAUCUUAUACAAUUUCGAACAAUUUUAAAUAACACAAAUAAUCGUACAAUUGCGUCUUCUUCUCAACAAAAUUUCCCAAUUGAUGAUAGUGUAGAUACAAUUAAUUCAACUUUAAAUAAUAACUUAGAAGAGAGUAAGAAAAAUUAUCAAAAUCAUUCACAAUCAACCGUAUCUUUGCCAUCCAUGUCAACUACUAAGCAGAUUGAAAUGACCACUCCAGUCGACAAAAAACUUUCAUCUGACAAUGCUUCUAUAUUUCUUCAGCAUCAUGAACAGCAAUUGCCUCGUCUGAUUCCAUUUGUACAUGAUGUAAAUACGUACCAAUCAUUAGCUUGUGUUCUUAACCAUAUACAGCUUCUUUGGGAAUUGGUAUUACUCAAUGAACCAAUCGCCGUAUUAGGCACAUUUCCGACUAAUUGUUCUCAAACAGUUCAAGCAAUUGUGCAUAUUAUUUGGCCAUUACGCUAUGCAUCAGAUUACCGUCCAUUUUUUACAAUUCAUAAUAGUGAAUUUCAUGAAUAUACGUUUAAUACUUCAACAAAGAAAACAAAUUCGGACCAACAACCAUCAGUUAUCAUUGGUGUAACAAAUCCAUUUUUUGCAAAACUAUUACACAAUUGGCCUCACAUAAUUCGAGUUUUUGAUUCAAUUAAUAUGUCUGAAACGAAGAAAAAGGAACGAUAUUUACUUAUCGAUCGAAAUUUGAGUGAUGAUGAUGAGGGUUUAUCUGUGAAUGAAGUAGAUGAAGAUCUGGGAGAUGUUCAACCGCCAACUGCACCAACUAAAAAAGUUACAACAACUAUAAAGCCGUAUAAACGUAAAUCGACGCCAUUUCGUGGUAGUAAUUCUCAUUUGACAUUUGAUAUGAAGCCCGGUCUUUACACAAAAUAUAAGACAUAUUUACAACGUGAUAAGACAAUUUUGAAAAAAUUACAAAAUUCCGUUCAUCAACGUCCCGAUAAUGUUCAGAAUACAUUAUUAAGACGAUUUUUUCUGGAAUUAACUCAAAGUUUUAUUAUACCAUUAGAACGUUAUUUUACUAGUUUAUUACCAUUAAAGAAAUUUUGUAUACCAAAUCGCAAACAACCAUCAAUUAAACCAUUUGAUAAUGAUGAGUUUUUGAAAACAAUUGAGCUCUACGGUCCACAAUUAACAAGUGGAUUGAAAGGUGAUUGGAAAGAAUUGUAUAAACAUUUUUUACAAACACCAAAUUUUAAACAUUGGUUGUAUAAUAGACAAACGGAAGCAGAAUUAAAAAUAUUUAGUUUACAUAUUGAGACAACAGCUACAUGUCAUUUAGAAAAUGAUUUAUUAUCCUCUAUAACGAAUGAAAUCGAGUUAAUCGAUCUUUUAUUGAAAUUAAACGAUUAUGUAUCGAAAAUAGAAUCUAAUCAGAUUACAAUCGAUGAUAAUAAUAAAGGGAAUUUAAUUGAAAAAUUGAAAUUGAAGAUAAAUAUAAUCAUAAACGAUAAAUUAUCGGAUGAUAUGAAGACGUUGUUUAGUAAACAAGUAAAUUUUCGAGAUAACAACGAAUCACAACAAGUUAACACAAGCUUUGUUAUUCUUCUUAUACAACUGAAGUAUCUAGAAAUUCGCAAACUAUCAAAUUACGUUAUUCGUUACAUCUCAACAGCGUUACCGAACGACUGGCGUAAAAAACUUCCUUCACUUAACGAAAAAGAUUUAGAAGAAAAAUAUAUCAAAGGUUCGGGUCCGGGUGGUCAAGCGAUAAAUAAAACACAAAAUUGUUGUCAAAUAAAGCAUAUCCCGACUGGGAUUGUAGUUACUUGUCAACAAACACGUUUUCUUGAAACAAAUCGUGUAUUAGCUAGACGACAAUUACAAGAACGUUUGGAUUAUCAUUUUAAUGGUGAAGACAGUUUAAUUGCUCAAUAUCGUCGUGAAAAACAUUAUAGAAAAGAAGAAAAACGUCUAGAAACCCUAAAAACUUUGGAGAAAAAACGUGCAUUUAAAAUUGAACAGAAAUCUCAAAAUUUAUUUAAUAAAACGAACGAAUCAAAUACUGAUAUAAAUAUAAGCAAAAAAAAGCAUGGAGAUUGA
Molecule: messenger RNA, 4491 nt
Organism: Didymodactylos carnosus
Lineage: Eukaryota; Metazoa; Rotifera; Eurotatoria; Philodinida; Philodinidae
Source: the annotation of a GenBank genome assembly